GCGUAUCCCGGCGCACUUGCCGAUGGGACUCGAGCAGCAACGAAUGCUAACUCGGUGGAGGGGUACGGAGGUAGUUUGACCGAGGGUAGAAAUAGGUGUGCCGCUGACGCUCCUCUUCAGUUGAGCGCGCUCGGCCGUUGGGCACUGAUCCUCCCUGCUAGGACUGUCGGCUACGCUCAAUUUUAUUUGUUGACACGUCGACGAGAUUUCGCUUCGUCGUCGUUGUUGUUGUUGAUGGUGUCGUCGUGAUUUGGAGAAUCGACGAAAGGAUCGGGAGAAACAGUACGAGCCAGCCUGGACGAUGAAUCUGUUAGGAUUGUCGAUACUGCUGUCGGGCAUUUACGCCGUGUCUGCCUCGGCGUUCGCUUGCCCGGCGAACCUGCCGUGCCACUGCAUGGACUCGGACGACGGCGAGGACAAGCACCUGGUGCACUGCGUGACGAGCGACCGCGACGGUUCGGCCAUCGACCUGACCGUACAGAGCGGCAGCUCGCUGCGCGUGCAGUGCGUCAACUCGCCGCACUGGUCGGACUUCCUCGCGGGCGUGAGCCUGCGCGUGGGCAACGCGAGUAGUUUCAGCUACGCCGGCUGCCGGCUGCCGGGCGCCAGGCACAGCCAGGAGCUCGUCGCGCGGCUCGGCGUGACCGGCGUCGAGUCCCUGAAGAUCGAAAAGCUGCGCGGCAACGUGAGCAGGGCCGACCUCGAGGUUUUCCCGCAAGCGCGCAGACUCGUGCUGACCGGUAACGAGCUCGGAGAGGUGCCGGUGGACCUGCUGCACGGUCUGCCGAACCUGAUACAGCUGGAGCUGCGCGGCACGCGGCUCAAGCUGCCGGCGACGGGCUUCUUCGAGCGGGCGCGCGCCCUCGUCUCGCUGGAGCUCAGCCAGAACGACCUGCACGAGCUGCGGCCGGGCGCGUUCGCCGGCCUCGACAGCCUCGAGCUGCUGAACGCGUGGAGCAGCAACAUCAGCGCCCUGCAGCGGGACUCGUUCCGCGGGCUCUCCUCGCUCCUCUCCCUCGACGUUAAGAUGAACCGGCUGCGCGCUCUGCCCGCCGACGUCUUCCACGAGCUGCCCAACCUCAAGGUCAUCAACUUCGGCAUGAACAACUUCAGCGAGCUGCCCGCCGAGCUGUUCUCCCGCAAUCGCAACCUGACGGUGGUCAAGCUCAUGUACAACCGCGUGAACAUCAGCCGGCUGCCCGACCGGCUGCUCGCCGAUCAGCGCCAGCUGCGGACAGUGUCGCUCGAGCGCAUGGGCUUGCUGAGCGUGCCGGAGAAUCUGAUCUGGGGAUCAGACGCCAUUGUCGAGCUGAACAUGAAUCGCAAUUACCUCGCCACUCUGCCGGCCAAUCUGCUCAAGGACGCGCGUCAGCUGCACAGGCUCAGCUUCAGCUUCAAUGACCUGCAGUUCAUUCCCGACCGCGCCUUCUCGCAGCUCAACAGGCUGCACUUCCUCGAUCUCUCCAGGAACCAUCUGAGAUCCAUCAACGAGCGCUUGUUCCAUGGCUUGGAUGCCUUACGAGAGCUCAACAUAGAACAGAACGACCUGCAGCACAUCGCGGUCGACGCCUUCGUUUCUCUCGCCGCGUUGCGAGUCGCCAAAUUCUCUCGCAAUCGGCUCACUUUGCGCACCGACACGUUCGACAUGUUCGGCCAGCUGUCGCCUUUUCACGGCUGCCAAUCUCUGGAGGAGCUCUGCCUGUCGCACAACAACAUCAGCGAGAUAUACGGCGACUGGACUGUAUCUCACGUGAAACUGCGAAAACUCGACUUGUCUUAUAACUCGCUGGAGUACCUGCAGACGGAGGAUCUGCAGUUCGUCUCGAGCAAGCUCCAGGUGGACCUGACGCACAACGCCAUAUCGACGAUCGACCUGACGCGCCUGGAGCACAUCGCCGCCGAGCAACACGACUCGCGCCAGGUGACCGUCAACCUCAACUCCAACCCGAUCUACUGCGACUGUCAGCUGUACUCGCUGCUGCGGUACACCAACGGCGAGCUGAAGCCCGCGGCGCUGGACUUUGUCACGCUCCAAGUGCAGCACCUCGCCUGCGACGGUCCGGAGCACAUGAGAGGCACCAGGCUGCUGUCGCUCAAGACGCCCGAGCUCAAGUGCAUUCUCGACCGGGACGGGCAAUCGACCGCGGCUUCCGGCGACCCUUGCUCGGCCAACGGCGCGUGCGACUGCUGGCUCAGGCCGGUCGACCGCACCCUGAUCCUGGACUGCGCCGCGAGAAACCUCACGGAGGCUCCCGCCCUCAUCGUCCUCGGCAACGCGGAUUACGUGGAGAUCGAUCUCAGCGCCAAUGCCCUGACGCUCGCGCCGAGCCUGCUGGGCAACGGCUACGACAAGGUUCGCUCGCUGAACCUCGCUGGGAAUCUCAUCGGUCGCCUCGACGAAGACCUGAUUUCGCCGAAUCUGAAGGUGCUCCGGCUGGACGGCAACAGGCUGAGCCACAUCGACGACCAGCUACUCGACAGAAUCGCGCGCGGCUCGAACAUCAGCCUGCUGACGCUGCACGACAACCCGUGGGGCUGCGACUGCGAGGCUCUGGCCCUUCUGAACUUCGCGCAGAACAACUACCGGCUGCUGCCCGAGCGCCACAACGUCAGCUGCUCGGCGACCAACCGCACCCUGUCGGACCUGCAGCCCGCCGAUCUCUGCCCCCGGCCCGUCCAACUGAUCGUGAGCACGAGCUUGGCCACCGCCCUCCUCGCCCUGCUGCUGGCCGUCGGCCUGGCUCUGCUCUUCUACUACCAGCAGCAGGUCAAGGUCUACCUCUACUCCAAGAAUCUGUGCUUGUGGCUCGUGACCGAGGAGGAGCUCGACAAGGACAAGAUCUGGGACGCCUUCGUCAGCUAUUCGCACGAGGACGAGCAGUUCGUGGUCGGGGAGCUGGUCGGCAAGCUCGAGAGCGGACCCAGGCCUUACAAGCUGUGCAUCCACGGCCGAGACUGGCUUGCCGGCGACUGGAUCCCCAGCAACAUCCAGCGCAGCGUCGAGGGAUCGAGGCGGACGAUAAUCGUGCUCUCGCGGCACUUCGUCGACAGCGAGUGGGGCAAACUGGAGUUCCAGGCCGCUCACAAAAGGGCGCUCAGGGACAAGUGCGCGCGACUGAUCGUCGUGCUUUACGGCGACGUCGACCCCGCGCGGAUACAAGACCAGGAGCUGCGCCAUUAUUUGCAAAUGAACACCUACAUCAAGUGGGGCGACCCUUGGUUCUACGAGAAGAUACGCUACGCCCUGCCGCACAAACACGCCUCCGCCAAACACUAGAAGCCGAUCGAAUUGCACGACGUGCGCGUGGCCAAAAGUGGCCACGAGAUACCGCGCAAGUCAAGCGUUAUUCAUGCGCGUCCGUUUACUUAUACUCAUAAGUAUUUCCGUAAAUAAGCGGCCUUCCAAGUUUUUUCAUGACGAGAUCAUACUUUUCCUAUAAGUAUUUUUUAAUUAAAUAAGCCAUUUUUUACUGACUAAUAAAUCUUAUUUUUA
Messenger RNA from Phymastichus coffea, 3493 nucleotides. Its product is annotated as protein toll-like. Gene Ontology annotation, molecular function: protein binding; transmembrane signaling receptor activity. The transcript is spliced from 6 exons. Gene Ontology annotation, biological process: immune response; toll-like receptor signaling pathway. The record is from RefSeq and is a predicted model, not a curated record. Gene Ontology annotation, cellular component: membrane. Bases 302 to 3277 code for a protein of 991 amino acids. Lineage: Eukaryota; Metazoa; Arthropoda; Insecta; Hymenoptera; Eulophidae.